This is a messenger RNA of Paramacrobiotus metropolitanus, 2797 nucleotides long. RefSeq lists its product as uncharacterized. NCBI's taxonomy places the organism in Eukaryota, Metazoa, Tardigrada, Eutardigrada, Parachela, Macrobiotidae. The coding region runs from base 284 to 2797 and encodes 837 amino acids. Gene Ontology annotation, molecular function: calcium ion binding. The record is from RefSeq and is a predicted model, not a curated record. Gene Ontology annotation, cellular component: membrane. The transcript has 12 exons.
AUCCGAUUGCCAAAGAUGACAAGUCCACAACCUGAAAAUGCCCGGCUUCCAUGUGCAACAUGAUUCAGCAUCAGUGGGACUGAUCAUCCGGCGCUACGCUGUACGAGUGAAUUUGCCGACGACACCGUCUUAUUUUACAUUUCCUCCGCAUUGUUAAUUCCAGUGUAUUUAUACGUAUACAUUAAAAGGGAUCAUUGCAUGUAUUAAUGUAUAAAGUGUUCCUGCUGAGGAAGCACGUACACGGCCCGAUUAAUCCGCAAACGCCGGUGUUUCUGGUAGCGACAUGCUGGUGUUGUGGUUGCUGGUGCUGAUAUCGGUGGUGUCGGGAGUGACCCCGACCGUGCCGACGGUCACGUCGGCCUCGUUCACCAUCAGCCAAUGCACACAGGGGACGGUCGUCGGAACGGUCCAGGCGACCAAUUCUCCCACCAGCUUCAGCAUCUCCGACCCCACUGACUUCAGCAUCUCGGCGGGCGGCCAGAUCACGCUGGCCACGACGAUUGCGCCGGGAACGUAUACGCCGACCGUCACCGCGACGAACAGCGUCGGAACAUCCACGCCGGUGACGGUGACCAUAACGGCUACCGGCUGUCCUGCGGCAACGCCGGGACCCUGUCCCACUCUCGUCCCGGGCCAAGCCACAAUGUGCGUGAGUGCCGGUCCCAUCAGCGUCGGACCCAAUGACGUCAUCUUCUUCACCAGUCAGAAUUUUCCCCGGGAAUACGUGCAAUCCGACACUACGGACUGCACGCUGCAGUUUGUCAGUACGUUGCCGCAAGCCAGAAUCCAGUUUACAAAUGAAUAUUUCCACAUUAAAGAGGGCUAUGAUGCCGGCUCGUGCGAUCACGACUACCUGUCGUUCGACGGGAUGAAGUACUGCGACGGCUCAUCCGAUCCCUUACCCAUUCCUUUAGUAACCACUGGCAGCUCGGUGACGGUGGCGCAGCAUCACGCAUACCUGAAGAGCGAAAACAAUCCCUACCAAUUUGCCUUCAUGUCCGCCGAUUCCGGUGAGCAUCACGGAAUGUGCAGCGCGUCGGCUACGAUCCGGAUAACCCUGACCGGUCCGCCGGAGUUCGCGCCCAUCUCCAGUUUCUCCAUCAUCCGGUGCACCGCGGGAACCCCCGUGGGAAUGGUCACAGCCGUCGAUGACCCCACCUACAGCAUCUCCGACCCCGCCCACUUCAGCAUCUCGCCAUUGGGCGUCAUUACGCUGGUCGAUGCGAUCCCGCCCGGGACGUAUACGCCGACCGUGACCGCGACUAACACCGGCGGGUCGACGUCUCUUCAGGUGACUUUAACGGCCGCGUGUACGGUGUUCACGCCACCCUUCAGUUUCUCCACCAGCCAGUGCACCGCCGGUACCAGCGUGGGAAGUGUCUCGGCGUCCACCUUCCCCACCUAUUCCAUCACCGCCUCCAUUCCUUUAGUCAUAACUGUGACGGGAGGCGACAUUACGUUGGGCGCGGUGGUCACCCCGGGGACGUAUUCGGCGACGGUGAGCGCGCUGAGCAGCUUCGGGACCGGGUCGGCGUCGGUGACCAUCACGGUGGUCUGUGCACCGGCGCCGGUGUUCUCGUCGACUCCCUACAGUUUCACUACGAGCCAGUGUACCGAGGGGACAAGCGUGGGAAAGGUCACGGCAUCCGGUUCCCCCACCGGCUACACCAUCUCCGACGCCGCCCACUUUAGCAUCUCGCCGACGGGCGACAUUACUCUGGCCACUGCGGUCACCUCGGGGACCCAUAAUCCCAUGGUGACGGCGACUAACGCUGGCGGCAGCACGUCGGCGACAAUCCAGAUAAAGGUGACCUGUCCGCCGGUGUUCAUCUCGUCGCCCUCCACCUUCUCCAUCCGGCAGUGCACCGCGGAGACGAGCGUCGGAAGUGUCUCGGCCAACAAUAACCCCAUUUACACCAUUUCCAACCCCGCCCGUUUUAGCAUCUCGUCGUCGGGCGCCAUUGCGCUCGUCCGUGCCACCCCGUCGGGGACGCAUCAGUUGACCGUGACCGCGACUAACGCUGGCGGGUCAACGUCCCUUCAGCUAAGUGUAGUGGCGGCGUGCACUAAGCACCCCGUGUUCACGUCGUCCAGCUACGCAUUUUCCACCAGGCAGUGCACCGCGGGGACGAGCGUGGGAAAAGUCACGGCUACUGGUUCUCCGACUUACAGGAUAUCCGACACCGCCCGCUUCAGCAUCUCGUCGUCGGGCGCCAUUACGUUGGCCACGGGGCUCGGAGCGGGGACGUAUCGGGCGGCGGUGAAGGCGACCAACGCUGGCGGAGCAGUGUCGGCGACAGUGAGCAUCACGGUGGCCUGUGCUCCGACAACGCCCAUGCCGCGUCCCACCCUCCUACCGGGUCAAGCAACCAUGUGCGUGGACGCCGGUCCCCUCAGCGUCGGCCCCAGUGACGUCAUCUUCUUCACCAGCCAGCAUUAUCAACGGGGAUACAUCCAAUCCGCCACCACUCCCUGCACGUUGCAAUUCGUCAGCACGCUCCCGCAGGCCAAAAUCCAGGCGCCACUAAUAUCUUUCAAGAUCGUGGCUGUACCGUAUGUUCCUUUAUUGCAGUUCACAAAUGAACAUUUCCACAAUACAGAGGGCUGGUGCGAUGACGACUAUAUGUACCUAUCGUUUGACGGGAUGAGUUACUGCGACUGUUCAUCCGGUCCGCUGCCCAUUACCUUGAUAUCCACAGGCACCUCCGUGACGGUGGUGCAGCAACGCGCAUACCGGAAGAGCGGAAGCAGUCCCUACUCGUACGGAUUUGCAUUCUUGGUUACACUCGUCUACUGA